Messenger RNA from Salmo salar (Atlantic salmon), 1609 nucleotides. Lineage: Eukaryota; Metazoa; Chordata; Actinopteri; Salmoniformes; Salmonidae. The record is from RefSeq and is a predicted model, not a curated record.
GGAGCUCAGACACAGCUCUGUAUCUCCUACAGAAUUACUAGAAUGGACAAAGCCCCUCAGACCACUCCAAAUUUGACUGGAACACUCAUGGGACCACUAAAUAUGGAUGCCAGUCUACUCAUCACAGAACUUUGACUUGAAUAGGAAUGUCUGUUCUAGUAAUUGUAUUUCUAUACAUGCCAAAUUUGACUACUGAUUAGCGUGGUGGUUGAUAAUGGGGAAUGUGACGAUUACUCCAUUAGAUAAUUGUGAUUAAGAUUGCAAUUUGAUCACAGUGAAUUAAUGCUGUGACUAUGAUUGAUGUAAUUGUGUCACUAUUCCUUGCUGCUUUGUAAUACAGGGCUCCCUUGUAAAAGAGAGCUUGGUCUCCAUGGCCCUGCUAAAAUAAAGGUUAAAUAUGCAAUGAUGGUGAAUGUGAAAGUUGGCCCUGUGGUUGUAGGCCAAAUGGUAGGAUGUGUGUCUAUAGGUAACUGUAUUUGGGUAGUUGGUUCUGUGGUUGUAGGCCAAAUGGUAGGAUGUGUGUCUAUAGGUAACUGUAUUUGGGUAGUUGGCUCUGUGGUUGUAGGCCAAAUGGUAGGAUGUGUGUCUAUAGGUAACUGUAUUUGGGUAGUUGGUUCUGUGGUUGUAGGCCAAAUGGUAGGAUGUGUGUCUAUAGGUAACUGUAUUUGGGUAGUUGGCUCUGUGGUUGUAGGCCAAAUGGUAGGAUGUGUGUCUAUAGGUAACUGUAUUUGGGUAGUUGGUUCUGUGGUUGUAGGCCAAAUGGUAGGAUGUGUGUCUAUAGGUAACUGUAUUUGGGUAGUUGGUUCUGUGGUUGUAGGCCAAAUGGUAGGAUGUGUGUCUAUAGGUAACUGUAUUUGGGUAGUUGGCUCUGUGGUUGUAGGCCAAAUGGUAGGAUGUGUGUCUAUAGGUAACUGUAUUUGGGUAGUUGGUUCUGUGGUUGUAGGCCAAAUGGUAGGAUGUGUGUCUAUAGGUAACUGUAUUUGGGUAGUUGGUUCUGUGGUUGUAGGCCAAAUGGUAGGAUGUGUGUCUAUAGGUAACUGUAUUUGGGUAGUUGGUUCUGUGGUUGUAGGCCAAAUGGUAGGAUGUGUGUCUAUAGGUAACUGUAUUUGGGUAGUUGGUUCUGUGGUUGUAGGCCAAAUGGUAGGAUGUGUGUCUAUAGGUAACUGUAUUUGGGUAGUUGGUUCUGUGGUUGUAGGCCAAAUGGUAGGAUGUGUGUCUAUAGGUAACUGUAUUUGGGUAGUUGGCUCUGUGGUUGUAACUGGUAGAUGUGGUUGUAUCCUGACUCUCCACCCUUCUCACAAAGUGUGCACUUUCACACUUCUUGUCGUGGAUGUGACAUGGAUGGAAACGCCCUCUAGUCACUAUUUACACCAAUCCAACUCUUUUAAAUCCAUGAUGGCGAGUGUGCAAGUGCAAACUUUGGGAGUAUGCAAAUGUUGUCCAUAGACAGAAUGUGACUUACUGAAUUUGAGGAUGGUGAUUGAUUACGACGUGGUCAUCAAUGCAUGCUGUGACUCCGGUAGGAUGGUGGAGGUAGUCGGGUCUGUAGUUGUAAAUCUAAGAUGUGCUCUCUGUCUAUAGGUGAUUGUGUGUGGUGUUUCUUUCUCUC